AGGCAGAAAGGGGGCGUGGUCUACGGAGCCAUGAGCCGAGGCGGUUUGUGUUUUGUGUCGCGGUCUAAAAAGUCGCCCACCGUUUGGAACGGAACCGGUACCGUUUUUUUUUCAGUAAUGGGGGUGAGGGAGCGGGGGUUUUCGCCGGUUUAGACAUGCGCACAACAUAUCGCCAAAAGGGCGCCUUAUUGCCUUUUAGUUGACGCAAAGUGGCACAACUUGUUUGGUGUCCGUGCACUUUGGUUCGAAUCUCGCCCACUCGGACUCGGUCCACUUGUGCGUGCACCGUGCGUGCCUUUGACGCACGCCGUCGGACCCCCACCCCUCUUCCACGCGAAAGACUGGGAGGACUUGUUGCGCCUGGAGAGGAGGGGGAGCGGGGGGGGGGGGUCUGGUGCAUCAGUCACAGUCUGGUCCAGAAGAACCGCACUCUGCACCUGGUUGCGUUCACGGACCGAAGGUGCGGCUCGGUGCUGGGUGCUCCGUGCGUGCGUUCUGACAUGUUUUAAAUGGACAAACUUUGCUCGUCUUGAUUCACUUCCGCUGCUUGUCUUGACUCAUCUCCGACCGGCUCCAACAUGUCGGAGCGAGACAGCGACGGAGCGCCGGACUUCAUGCCGGCGAGGGUGUCCCGAGGCCGGCGGAGUGGUGUCAUCCUGCCCGGUGGUGGCGGCCAGGACCAGGAGACCAUCCUGCUGGAGUCCGUGAAGGCAGCACCGCGGCGAAGCAGCAUCAUCAAGGAUCCUUCAGUGCAGAAGGUGGGCGGCAGCAGAAAGAAGACGGUGUCCUUCAGCAGCAUGCCCUCCGAGAAGAAGGUGAGCAGCGCGGCCGACUGCUUGGCCUUCAUGCAGGGCGGCUGCGAGCUGAAGAAGGUGCGUCCCAACUCCAGGGUCUACUGUCGUUUCUACACGCUGGAGGCCGACCUGAGCUGCUUGCGCUGGGAGCCCUCCAAGAAGGACAGUGAGAAGGCUCGGCUGGACAUCGGCAGCAUCCGAGAGGUCCGAACCGGGAAGAGCACCGAGACUUUCCUGCAUAACGGCCCUCUCUCGGAACACCUGGCUGAGGAGGCGGCCUUCUCCAUCAUACAUGGCGAAGUCUACCAGUCCCUAGACCUGGUGGCGCUGUCGGCCGACGUGGCUAACAUCUGGGUGACGGGCCUCCGCUACCUGCUGGCGCACCCGUCCGUCAUCGGCGGGGCCACGGGGAGCUUGGGCGAAGGAGGAACCAUGGAAGGCAGCCUGGGCAGCAAGCUGAGGAGCGAGUGGCUGGCGGCCGAGUUCGCCCAGGUGGACGAGGACGGCUACGGGAUUGUGUCGGAGGACGUGGCGGUGGCAACCAUCUGUAAACUGUGUCCUGGGAUCAAGGAAGCUAAGGUGCGUCUUCGCUUCAAGGAGAUCCAGCGCAGCAAGGAGAAGCUGACCUCCCACGUCACGCACGAGGAGUUCCAGGAGGCCUACUGCGAGCUGUGCACCCGGCCCGACGUCUACUUCCUCAUGGUGCAGCUGUCCAAGGACCGCGAGUAUCUGGACCCUCAGGACCUGCGCCUCUUCCUGGAGACGGAGCAGGGUCUGUCCCUGGCCACGACAGAGGGCUGCUUGGAGCUCCUGAGGCGCUACGAGCCCUCAGAUCAGGCCAAGGAGAGGGGCUUCCUGGGCUUGGACGGCUUCGCCCGCUACCUGCAGUCCCACGAGUGUCAGCUGCUGGACCCGGAGCACGAGGGGGUCUGCCAGGACAUGAACAUGCCGCUGUCCCACUACUACAUCAGUACCUCCUACCGGUCCUACCUCCUGGAUGAUCAGGUCCAUGGCAGGGCGGACCUUGGCGGUCUGAUCAAAGCCCUGCAGUCUGGUUGCCGCUGCCUGGAGCUUGGAGUCACCGACGGCCCGGAAGGAGAGCCUCUCCUCGGGGUAGACUACGGUCCUGACAUCUCCUGUCACCACCAUCACCAUCAUCAGCAGCACCAUCACCACGUGCCAGUCACCAUCCGCUCCGCUCUGGAGGUGGUCAACAAGUACGCCUUCCUGACCUCGCAGUAUCCUCUCCUGGUCUACUUGUGUCAGCGCUGCACGCCCGGCCAGCAGCGCACCAUGGCGCAACAUAUGAAGAAGGUGCUGGGUUCCAGACUCUACACUCCGGAGUCUUUACCCGUCAGCCUGGGAGGACGAGCCACGACCCUUCCGUCCCCCGAGCAGCUGAAAGGACGCAUCCUCAUCGUGGGCAAGAAGCUUCCUCCAGAGCACGAAGGCUCAGAUGGGGAGGUGUCUGAGGAGGAAGAGGAGGUAGGAGGCGGAGGACCUCUGGCUGGACGUAGAAUGACCAUCCCGGGUGAGGAGGAUCUGGGCGUGGUCUUGGUGGUCCCGCCUCCCUCUCAACCCAGGAAGCUUCGCCUUCACAAGGACCUCUCCGACCUGGUGGCCAUCGCCCGCACGGGCAGCCGCCACUUUUACGCCCAGAGAGCCGCUCACAAGCAGCGCUCGCCACCCGGCAGUCCCAGCUCUCCCAGCACCCCCUCGGCCGCGGAGAACCCCUACUGGACGCUCUGCUCCCUCGGCGAGGGCGAGGGCGGGCGCCUCACCACCGAGAGCCCGGAGGACCUGGUUAUGUUCACCAAGCGCACUCUGACCAGGGUGCGGCCCAGCUCGGUGCGCCUGGACUCCAGUAACCCCAACCCGCAAGGGUACUGGAAAGGAGGGGUGCAGCUUGUGGCCUUAAACCAACAGACCCCCGGCGCCAUGCUGGACCUUCAUAAAGGACGCUUCUCUCAGAACGGAGGGUGCGGGUACGUUCUAAGACCCGCCGUCAUGAGGGACGAGGUGUCGUACUUCAGCGCUCAUACGCAAGGAUGCGUGCCCGGGGUUCCGCCUCAGACUCUCCGCGUUAAGGUCAUUAGUGCCCACAACCUACCCAAACCUCAGGGAUCGGGCGCCAAGGGGGAGGUCAUUGACCCCUAUGUGGUCCUGGAGCUGCACGGCGUUCCUGCCGACUGUGCAGAACAACGCACGCGCACGGCACUGCAGAACCAGGACGACCCCCUCUUUGACGAGACCUUCGAGUUUGAAGUCAACAUGCCCGAGCUGGCCUUACUGCGCUUCGUGGUCCUGGAUGACGACUACAUCGGCGACGACUUCAUCGGCCAGUACACCGUGGCGUUCGAGUGCCUUCAGUCGGGCUACCGCAACGUGCCCCUGCUGGGCCUGAUGGGGGAGCCCUUGGCCCACGCCGGCCUCUUUGUCCACGUGGCCGUCACCAACAGGCGGGGGGGCGGCAAGGCCCACCGCCGCGGUCUGUCGGUGAGGAGGGUGGGGCGGCGCGGGCGGGAGUACGUCACGCUGAGGCACACGGGCAUCAAGAUGGUGGACGAGGCCUUCAAGCUGGCCAGUGUGCCCCUGAAGGAGGUGAUGGACCUGAGGGAGGAAGCUCAGGGCACCAUCGCCACUUUCAAGGAGCAAUGUGGGCUCCCCACGGUGGCCAAACUCAAGCAGUGCAUCCACAGCCUGGCCACCCGGCUGCAGAGCCCCGAGGGCGUCAGAGGGGCCACCAUGGUGCUCAAGGAGGGGUACCCGUCUUUAGAGGCCCUGGUCAGCGUCUCCGAGGCCACGCGCAAACUACUCACCGCCUACGAAACGAUGAUUGCCGCACAGAAGCAGCUGAUUGAGAACGCUGAUGGCGUCCAGGAGAGGAUCGCUCAGGUGCAGAAAGAAGGCAUGGACUUCCAUGAAGACUUGUCCCGGCUGGGGGAGAAGGAGGGACUGAAAGGAUGCAAGCUCAGCAAAGCUGUGGAAAGUUUCACCUGGAACAUCACAGUACUUAAGGGUCAAAGCGACCUUCUGCGCGGCGCCAAGAUGGACUCCCUGGACGCGCUGAGGCAGGUGGCCCUGGCCUGCGAGGCCUCUGGACUCACCUCCCCUUCCUCCGACUCCUUGCGCUCGGCCACCUUCUCCAGCGCCGCGACCGAGCUGCACUUCACCUCGCAGGCCUCCAGCGGGCGCCGCGGCAGCACGCACAGCAACGGCCGCGUGUGACGUCGACGCUGGCGAGCGGUCGGUGUGUCCGAGCCUCACGGGGGUCUCCUUUUCUCGCCUCCCCUCAAGGUCCUCGCUUUCUUUUCUGACGGAACGUUCCAGACUCAACACUGUAACGCUCGCGCCGCACAACUUCGUAAAUGCCGGCGAAAUUAGCGCUAGCGAGGCACACAUGCUUCUUUUAAGGUACUUCAGCUUUUUUUUUUAUUUAAAAAAACCUUUAACCCACAAAAACUUUAUCGGUUUGUUUUAGCCGACCAAAAAUCAUUUUUGGUACUGCAAAAUAAAGCUGUAGAUUUUACAGUAAAAUAUUGCCAGCUCAGGUGCCAGCAUUUUACCGUACAACUAUCAUUGGUAACGUUUUUAAAUUUACAGUAAUGCACCGUGAAAACAACCGCAGAUUUUACGGGAAAAAAAUUUGCAGCUCAGUUGCCAGAAUUUCACCGUAAAAAUAACGUAUUUCCCUUUACAGUAAUGCACUGUGAAAACCACAGGAGAUUUUACGGUAGAAAAAAACAGUUUCCAGAGUUUUAGUACAAAAAUAUCAAUGGUAUUGUUUUUAAAUGUACAGUAAUGCACUGUAAGAACAACUAACGUCAAUUCUACGGUGAAAAAUUUUAACUUGCAGCUCAGUUGCCAGAACUUUUACUGUAAAAAAUAACAGCUGUACCAUAUUUCCAUUUACAGUAAUUCACUAUAAAAAAAUUGUCAUAGAUUUUACGGUAAAAAACUGGCGUCUUAGUUUUUAGAAUUUUUUAUUUUCCAUUUACAGUAACGCACUGUGAAAACAACCGCAGAUUUUACGGUAAAAUAAUUUGCAGCAAGUUCACCGUAAAAAUAACACCUGUGCCGUAUUUCCGUUUACAGUAAUGCAAUGUCAAAUUGACAGGAGAUUUUGCGGUAAAAAAAAAACUUUGCAGCUCAGUUGCCAGAAGUAUUACUGUAAAUAUAAAAGCUGUACAAUAAUUCCAAUUACAGUAAUUCACUAUAAAAACAAUGAUAAAAGAUUUUACUGUAAAAAACUGCCGUCUUAUUUUUUAUAAUUUUUUAUUUUCCAUUUAUAGUAAAACACGGCGAAAACAGCAAUCGAAGAUUUUACGGUAAAAAAAACCCUACCAAUUUAGUUUCCAGAGUUUCAACCUAAAAAUAUCAAUAGUAUUGUUUUUAAAUCUACAGUCAUGCACUGUAAAAACAACCGCAGAUUUUACAGUAAAAAAAAAUUGCAGCUUAUUUGCCAGAAUUUUAUCAUAAAAAUAAGUGGUACCAUUUGUUUCCAUUCACAGUAAUGCACUGUAAAAAAAAAAAUCGGUAUUUACCGUUUUUAAAUUUACAGUAAUGCACUGUAAAAACUUGCAGCUCUGUUGCCAGAAAUUUACUGUAAAAAUAACAGCCGGACUGUUUUUUGCAUUUACAGUAAUGCUCUAUAAAAACAACGAUCGGAUAUUUUACGGUAAAAAAAUUGGCGUCUUAGUCUUUAGAAUUGAACAUUUUCCAUUUGCAGUCAUGUAGUGUGUAAAUAAAGACCAGAGAUUUUACGGUAGAAAACAUUUGCAGCUCUUUUCCCAGAAUUUUAUCACAAAAAAUAAGUGGUACCAUUUUUUUACAUUUUACAUUUAUGCACUGUAAAAAAAAAAAGACAGAAGAUUUUACCCGUAAAAAUAACUUGCAGUUUAGUUUCCAGAAUUUUACCGUAAAAAUAACAAUGGUACCGUUUUUUGCAUUAACGGCAAUGCACUGUAAAAACAACGGCUGUAGAUUUUACUGUAGAAAAAAAACCUUGCAGCUCAGUUACCGGAGUUUUGACGAAAAUUAUUAGUAGAACCGUUUUAAAAUUUACACUAAUGUACUGUGAAAAAAAUUACCUGAGAUUUUACGAUAAAAAAUGGAUUCUUAGUCUCUAGGAUUUAAAAUUUUCCAUUUACAGUCAUGCACUGUGAAAACAGCGUCCAAAGAUUUUACGGUAAAAAAAGAUAUUGCAGUUUAGUCUCCAGAGUUUCAACCUAAAAAUAUCAGUGGUAUCGUAAUGCACUGUAAAAAUAACAAACAUCAAUUUUAUGGUAAGAAAAUUGCAGCUAAUUUGCCAGAAUUUUAUCAUAAAAGUAACAAUUACACAGAUUUUUUCCCCCAUUUUUUUCUCCAGUCAUUCACUGUAAAAACAAGGUCCGGAUAUUUUACAGUAAAAAAACUCGCACCUCAAUUUCCAGAAGUUUACCCGACUGAAAACUAUUUUUGGUACUGUACACUGUAAAAUAAUUCAGUAGAUUUGAUGGUAAAAAAAAACUGGCAGCUCAGUUGUCAGAAUUUUACUGUAAAAAUAACAUUACAGGAAUACACUGUAAAAACAUGAACCAGAGAUUUUACAGAAAAAAAAAACGUAAAAUAAAUUUACACAAAUUCAUUGUAAAAAUAUAACCGUCAAUUUUACAGUACAAAAAACUUGCAACUCAGUUUCCAGAGUUUUAACAUUAAAAUAUCGGUGAUAUAAUUUUUUUUAUUUACAGUAAUACAUUAUAAAAUAACAACCUUGCAGCUCAGUUGAAAUAAUUUUACUGUAAAAAUAGCAAUUGUUCCUUUUUUUCAUUUACAGUAAUGCACUGUGAAAGAUGGAAAUUUUAACAAUUAAAAAACCUCUUAGCUCAGUUUCCAUAAUUUCAACCCAAAAAUAUCAGCGGUACCGUUUUUUUUUUGCAUUUACAGUAAAGGACUGUAAAAACGAGGACAGUAAAAAACUGAGUUCCAAUAAUUUUACCGUAAAAUAACAGUGGCAUCUUUUUUAAAUUUACAGUAAUGCACUGUAAAAACGAGGACAGUAAAAAAAAAACUGAGUUGUCAUCAUUUUACCGUAAAACUAAUAGUGGCAUCUUUUUUAAAUUUACAGUAAUGCACUGUAAAAACAACGAACGUAGAUUAUACAGUAAAAAAAACAACCUUGCUGCUCCUUCGCCAUAGUUUUACCGUAAAAAUUACUUUGGUACCAUUCUUCAGUUUACAGUAAUUCGGUGUAAAAACCGUCGUACAUUUUACGGUAAAUUCUGGGGACUGAGCUGCCAGUAUUUCACCGUUAAAUCUACAGAUUGAUUUUAUAGUGUAAUUGUAAGAGUUAAAAGUUACACAAAGGGAAAACUUAAUAUUUUUUAAUAUUUUGUACAAUAAAUCAUUCAAAUUAUCUUACAUUUCUGCAAUUGUCUUUGCUUGAAAUGUAGACUUUUCAAGUGUUUAAAAGAGAAAAUAAUUUAUCAAUUUUAUGCCAAAAAUAUUUUUGUUACCAAAAAAAUAGAAUAUUGAUUUGAAUAAAAAUGAAAAAAAAAAACCCCGACCAAUAAUUUUUUUGAGAAGUUGAUUUUGUUGAAAAAGGGAUUUAUGUAAAUGAGCGCUGACGCAAAUGAAGCGCAGCGACACUAUUGACCGGCAGAAUGACGUUGAUGUUCUGCUCUUGCAACGCGAGGGCGGGUAACUGGAGCGUGUGGUACAGGUGUGGGUCACAUGAGCCCGUGUAAAUACAGACUGUACAUGAAUGUAGCAAUAAUAACUGUAGACACGUGGCAACUAGAGCGCGCGUUGAUAAUUGACUCUUUGAAUGUUGAUGAUGCUUGCUAACGUUGGCCUUUUUUCAGUGUAAACAUGGGUUUUAUCAUUAAUAUCAAUAUCAUUACGUCUCAUUUUGACUUUGAUGUGUGUUUUAACCUGAACCGUACAAGCUGGGGGUAGUACAUCGUGUUUCUUAACACUCCACACCUGUUCGCCCUAAGUCGAAAAAUAUCUGUCCCUAUUUUUCAUAUUUCUGCAUCUGAGGCAUAAACUUUCAUAUUUUGGGGAGGAAAGAGCAAAUUUGUUUGCGUUUUGGUCACCACAAGUAGUGAAGGUACGAAUGUAACAGUCAGAGAUCCUCUAAUUGACAGGAGUGCUAAGCUGUUCUUUAGGAUAGACUGCAAAAAUAUUUGUCAAAGAUCCCCUAUAUGACAGGAGCACUCUGCUGUUUUUAAAGAUAGACUGCAAAAACGUUUGUCAAAGAUCCUCUAUAUGACAGGAGCACUCUGUUGUACUACAGAAAUGCUACUCAAAGAUCCUUAAUAUGACAGGAUUGCUCUGUUGUUUUGAGGAUGUACUGCAAAAAUGCUAGUCAAAGAUCCUCUAAAUGACAGGGUCACUCUGUUGUACUAGAGAAAUGCUGGUCAAAGAUCCAUAAUAUGACAGGAGCACUCUGUUGUUUUGAGGGUGUACUGCAAAAAUGCUAGUCAAAGAUCCUGUAUAUGGCAGGAGUACUCUGUUGUACUACAGAAAUGCUAGUCAAAGAUCCCUAAUCAGACAGGAGCACUCUGUUGUUUUGAGGGUGUACUAUACUAAUGCUAGUCAAAGAUCCUCUAUAUGACAGGAGCACUCUGUUGUACUACAGAAAUGCUAGUCAAAGAUCCUUAAUAAGACAGGAGCACUCUGUUGUUUUGAGGGUGUACUAUACUAAUGCUAGUCAAAGAUCCUCUAUAUGACAGGAGCACUCUGUGUACGACAGAAAUUCUAGUCAAAUAUCCUUUAUAUGACAGGGCGGCUCUGUUGUUUUGAGGGUGUACUACAGAAAUGCUAGUCAAAGAUCUGCCGUAUGACAAAAGACGAGAGAGUUGCUAUUUUUAGGACCUACUCCAAAAUCGCUAGUCAAAGAUCCUCUAUGUGACAGGAGCACUCUGUUGUCCUACAAUAAUGCCAAUCAAAGAUCAUUUAUAUGGCUGCACUACAAAAUAUAUUAGUCAAAGAUCCUCCACACGACUAGAGCACUGUGCUGUUUUGAGGAUGUACUACAAAAAUGCUAGUCAAAGAUCCUCCAUGUGACAGGAACACUCUGUUGUACUACAGAAAUGUUAGUCAAAGAUCCUUAAUAUGACAGGAGCACUCUGUUGUACUACAGAAAUGCUAGUCAAAGAUCCUUUAUAUGACAGGAUGGCUCUGUUGUUUUGAGGGUGUACUACAGAAAUGCUAGUCAAAGAUCUGCCGUAUGACAAAAGACGAGAGUGUUGCUUCUCCAAAAUCGCUAGUCAAAGAUCCUCUAUGUGACAGGAGCACUCUGUUGUACUACAAAAAUGCCAGUCAAAGAUCAUUUACAUGACUGCAGUACAAAUAUAUUAGUCAAAGAUCCUCCACAUGACUAGAGCGCUGUGCUGUUUUAAGGAUGUACUGCAAGAAUGCUAGUCAAAGAUUGUCUAUAUGACAAGAUGAUUCCCUCUUAAUUAUCGGGAAUGUGGUUGAUUGGCUAAAGUGGACUCUCGGGGCCCUGGAGGUCUGAUGUCUGACCCCCAUGAAUUAUUAAUAGUUCAGCGGUAAAACAAACCACAGUAUUAUCUUUCCCAGUCCCGCUGACACGUGUCACAGAGCUAACAGGAUGGAUCCACGUACAGUAAAGUACAGUACGUGCGACCAAAACACGGCAAAGAACGCUCGACGGGUCGCUGGUUCAAGUUUCAGUAAUUAAGCCUGACCUGGUUUUUCAGAAUAAUUCAUUGGGAGUGUAACUGAACUAUAGUGUACUUACAAACAGGAUCAGCUAGCUACAUCGUUUCACUUCCGCCGCUAACGUUAGCCUUGUUUGGGUGUGCCAUUGUUUUAAUGAGCUCCCAAUUAAGACGAUCAAAGAUAAGAUAAUCGACAGAAGAGCAGUUAUUCAUGCUGCGUUCCAGAAAACUCGAAAGUCUGACAUUUCCGAGAAUUUCCAAUUGUUAAACAAGACAAGAAGCAAAGAAUCAAACAGAGACAGAAUUAAAUUUGCACUCUGCAUUCCUUCCUCUUGUCCUCGGUUUUCCGUCAGUCAAUCAAUCAAUCAAUCUUUAUUUAUAUAGCCCUAAAUCACAAGUGUCUCAAAGGGCUGCACAAGCCACAACGACAUCCUCGGUACAGAGCCCACAUACGGGCAAGGAAAACUCACCCCAGUGGGACGUCGAUGUGAAUGACUAUGAGAAACCUUGGAGAGGACCGCAUAUGUGGGUAACCCCCCCCCCUCUAGGGGAGACCGAAAGCAAUGGAUGUCGAGUGGGUCUGACAUAAUAUUGUGAGAGUCCAGUCCAUAGUGGAUCCAACAUAAUAGUAAGAGUCCAGUCCAUAGUGGGGCC
Molecule: messenger RNA, 10114 nt
Organism: Nerophis lumbriciformis (worm pipefish)
Lineage: Eukaryota; Metazoa; Chordata; Actinopteri; Syngnathiformes; Syngnathidae
Gene: plcl1
Product: phospholipase C like 1
Biological process (GO): release of sequestered calcium ion into cytosol; phosphatidylinositol metabolic process; phosphatidylinositol-mediated signaling
Molecular function (GO): phosphatidylinositol-4,5-bisphosphate phospholipase C activity
Source: RefSeq, a predicted model, not a curated record